Molecule: messenger RNA, 711 nt
Organism: Cuculus canorus (common cuckoo)
Lineage: Eukaryota; Metazoa; Chordata; Aves; Cuculiformes; Cuculidae
Gene: TMEM50A
Product: transmembrane protein 50A
Exons: 7
Coding region: 143-616 (157 amino acids)
Biological process (GO): protein targeting to vacuole; late endosome to vacuole transport via multivesicular body sorting pathway
Source: RefSeq, a predicted model, not a curated record
GCCGUACCCAGUGCGCCUGCGCGCCCUCGCCCCCCACGUGACUCAGGCCGCGGCGCCGCGCGUGCGCGCCUGGCGUCGGCGGGGGAGGGCGCGAAGGGAAGUGGCUGCGACGGUCGUUCCCCGCCCUCAGAUCCACUGCAAAAUGUCUGGGCUUCUUGAGAAUAUGAGGUGCUCGGAGUGCGUGGACUGGGGAGAGAAGCGGAACACAAUCGCGUCUGUGGCUGCAGGAGUGUUGUUUUUUACAGGUUGGUGGAUAAUUAUAGAUGCAGCUGUCAAAUACCCUAAAAUGGAAGACUUCAACCAUUCGUACCAUGCCUGUGGGGUUAUAGCCACUGUUGCAUUCUUAAUGAUUAAUGCAGUGUCUAAUGGACAAGUGCGGGGUGACAGUUACAGUGAAGGCUGUCUGGGACAAACAGGUGCUCGGAUUUGGCUGUUCAUUGGUUUUAUGAUGGCUUUUGGAUCUCUGAUUGCUUCCAUGUGGAUCCUAUUUGGAGGCUAUGUUGUUAAAGAAAAAACAGUUGUGUACCCAGGAAUAGCUGUGUUUUUCCAGAACGCGUUCAUCUUUUUUGGAGGACUGGUCUUCAAAUUCGGUCGCACAGAAGAUUUGUGGCAAUGAACAUGCCUGUGGAAGUGCAUUGGCCAUGCUCGUUUUUUAACUGCACGCCCCCAAAGUUUUGUAAACCAUUUUGUAAACAGUGACUUUCAAUUGUG